Symbiodinium natans is the source of this 438-nucleotide messenger RNA. NCBI's taxonomy places the organism in Eukaryota, Dinophyceae, Suessiales, Symbiodiniaceae. The record is from the annotation of a GenBank genome assembly.
AUGGGCGUCUCCAUGAAGGAGGCGGCCAAGUCCAUCCCCUGGGAGGAGAUGACCAGGAAAGCCCAGGCCAUGGCGUCGGCUGUGAAGAAGAAGAUGGAGGAGGUCCCCUGGGACGAGAUUGCGGAGAAGGCCAAAGCCACCGGCGUGUCGAUGAAAGAUGCUGCGGUUUCGAUGGGGCUUUCCAUCAAGGAGGCCGCAGAGGACAUUCCCUGGGACGACAUUGCCGAGCAGGCCAAGCAGUACGGUGUGUCCAUGAAGGAGGCUGCAUCAAACAUUCAAUGGGGCAGCAUGGGCAAGAAGUUAGAGAAGCUCGGGGACAAGCUUGGGGACAUGGCCGAGAAGGCGCAUGCAAAGGCGAGCACUUGGUGCUGCUGUGACACCGUCGACCGCGAGAGCGAAAUUACCCUCCAGCCGCCAACGGGCGCAAAAGCCAAGUGA